This is a messenger RNA of Biomphalaria glabrata, 1653 nucleotides long. RefSeq names its product protein yellow-like. The record is from RefSeq and is a predicted model, not a curated record. The transcript has 6 exons. The coding region runs from base 311 to 1573 and encodes 420 amino acids. NCBI's taxonomy places the organism in Eukaryota, Metazoa, Mollusca, Gastropoda, Planorbidae.
UAUAAGGACAACUUUUCGCCGAUUGAACUUAUUCUUGUGUUCCAGCUAAUCAACAAAACAUCUAGUUCUAGUUCAAAGUCAGACUCUGACGAAGUCUCACUAUUAGGGCUCUGACGAAGUCUCACAAUUAGGAUUCUGACGAAAUCUCACUAUUAGGAUUCUGAUGAAGUCUCACUAUUAGGACUCUGAAGAAGGCUCACUAUUAGGAUUCUGACGAAGUCUCACUAUUAGGACUCUGACAAAGUCUCACUAUUAGGGCUCUGACGAAGUCUCACUUUUAAGGCUAACCUUCAAGUCCAACGUUUGUAAAAUGUACAGAUACAGUCAUCUCUAUUUGGUCGGGGUCGUGCUGCUUGGUGUGGUCAAGUCUGAGGUGAUCUUCGAAGCGGUGAAGUUAGACUGGGUUUGGGAUAACCCCGGCAUGAAGGAUCAGUACAUAGCCAGUGGGGAUUAUGACCCUCAGUUUUGCCAUAUCUCUGGAGUGCAAUACGACAGCUUCUCUGGCGACGUCUUUGUCACCGUGCCUCGGCUCAAAGCAGCUAAAGGCGUCCCUGCAGGUUUGAACCAAAUCUCACCAAACAAUCUUCUAGAGCCAUUUCCAAACUUUGAGGCCAACAAACUCGGAGAUUGUAAAGCCCUUCAGCUGCCCAUGAGCGUGGCAGUAGACCCCAGGAAGAACCUGCUUUAUGUGAUUGACGUAGGUCGUGUUGGGGUGACAACUGACCACCCGUCCAACUUGUGCCCACCCAAGUUGGUCGUGUACACAACUUUACGAGGAGAUAUGGUCAGAAGCCACGAGCUGCCGGACAGUGUCGUACCCCACACGUCCAGCUUCCUUAAUGAUUUGGUCCUGGACUACGUUGACCCUGAACAAACGGAAGGAGCUAAAUAUGUGUAUAUUUCUGACACUAUAGGUGAACAGCUGGUUGUAUUUGAUUUAACAAGUAAUGAGACUUGGAGCUACAAACACAAUUCCAUGAGAUUUGAUAACGAUAGCAACAUUAACAUCAUUGGUGUGAACUACUCAUGGCCAUACGGCAUCAACGGCAUCGCCAUGUCGCCCAGCUUUAACUACGUCUACUACUCAGCACUGGGCUCCAAGAAACUUUGGCAGAUACCGACUUGGGUUUUACGGAAAAAUGAUUCUGACUUUAGUAGUUACGUUCGAUAUGUGGGAGACAAGGUCUCUAACUCUGACGCCAUGGUCUUUGGUAAAAGGAGUUUGUAUUAUGGCGCAUUAUCAAAAGAUGCUGUUUAUAAGUGGAAUGCUGAAAAAGAUUUAAUAGAUCAAGGUGUUACUGAAGGGGAAGUAAGGGCAGUAACUCAGGUCCCGAUCAUUCAAAACUGGGAGACAAUCCAGUGGCCAGACGGUAUUGCCCUUGGAUCAAGAUACAGUGAUGAGAACAGACUCUACUUUGUAUCCGCCAGAGCCCAGCUAUUUCAUUCUAACGCACUGGACUUCAGCGGCGCCCAUGGGGCGAACUUCAGAGUGUUCAAGGUGGCAGUCGACGAAGAGAGUUACCUGGCUGAAAGUGACAAAGACAAGUUACCUAUUGCCGUGGUGGUAGGAUAGUAUCAGGUGGUUGUUCCAAACUGUAUAUAGAUCUAUAUAUUUAUAUAACAAGAUGCACAAUAAAUGUCAUUUCAUCAUCA